Phytophthora sojae is the source of this 1137-nucleotide messenger RNA. RefSeq lists its product as hypothetical. The record is from RefSeq and is a predicted model, not a curated record. The coding region runs from base 1 to 1137 and encodes 378 amino acids. Gene Ontology annotation, molecular function: protein binding. Lineage: Eukaryota; Oomycota; Peronosporomycetes; Peronosporales; Peronosporaceae. The transcript is spliced from 3 exons.
AUGGGCCGACGCAGCGUUGCUUCUCAGGUGGAAGGCGCCAAGAAACAUGGCAUGCUCCAUCUAAUCCAGUACCAGCUCACACAUGUGCCACCCGAACUCUUCGUGAGCGCUUCGUCUGGGCCAUCCUCAGCGUCACCCGGAGAGUUAGCCGGCACUCUAGUGCGACUUGAUCUAAGCUUCAAUCAGCUCGAGGGAUCGCAAGCCAUUCCCGACGCAAUCGGAUCCUUGACUGCUCUGCGCGAGCUCUACGUGAACAACAACCCGAGACUCGAGCAACUGCCGAGCACACUCGGCAACUGCAUCAAGCUCCAGGUACUCGACGCCAGCUCCUCCGCUCUUAAUUCUUUACCCCAAGAGCUUGGCCGCCUGCAACAUCUGCGCGUCAUCAACAUCGACGACACUCCACUGCAACGUCGCUGGGAAGCCAAAGGCCACCUCGUGCAACGGAAUGAGGAUGACGACCCGUUAACAUUUUCGUUCGAGAACAACGACAACAACGCCCCGACUGUCUCCACGACGAUAAGCAGCCCCUCGAAGACGAAGACAAUACAGACGCCGUGCCAGCAAAUACUGCGCAAGCUGCGACUCAAAGAUGAGCGCGAACAGCUCAAACUCGAGUUGUUCGACCUGCUCCGAGACAAAACAUACCGCCUUGAACGCCACGAAGACAGCGUAGCAGCUAGCGCAGUACUUUGCACAGCAUUGCACCGCGUACUCAAGCUGUUCCCGCAGGCAAUCGACGUUCGCUCACUGCUUCGCAACGCUGAGCGACUAUUUCCACAGGAGUUCUCCAUAGAAACCUUCGAGAAGCUGGACGCCAGUCGCAUUCGCCGCGAGUUCGACGUACUGCGGACGGCCACCGAGCGCAAGAAGCGCGCCGCUGACUUGGAGCUGAAAAUCCGCAACCUCUACUUCGACCGCAUCGACCCGAUGACCGUCGAAGGCAUGCUCUCCGACAUCAAGUUCCUCAUCAAAUACGCGCCCAGGUUGUUCCCCAAAGAGGCGCGCAACGUGAACGGCGAGCAGAUCCAGCGCGACCUGGUUGCGCUGCAACAGCAGUUCGCGCGCGAGCGUGCCGCUGCAGUCGACAAGCUGAUGAUCGCCGUCAAAACACUCUACACGUCCGCGCACUCGUAA